AGCCCAACAUAUUAAAACGAGGUUUUCAAUAUAAAUAUGAUUCCCUGCCUCAUUGCAUGCCAAUGAAACCUCUCUCUCUCUCUCUCUCUCUCUCUCUCUCUCACGCACGCACAAGAGCAUCACCGUAUAUAUGUACAUGCAAGGUUCAAACCUACGUCCUCAUUAUCGCCACCAAGUUUGAAAAUCAAGCACACAGUAUAUAGCUAGACAUUAGUUGCAGUUAAAUUGGGUUAAUUUCACCAUCAGUGGAAAUUACGUUGACAUGGAAGGAGGGGGUUCGAGGGGUAGGGGCAGGGGUGGAGAGGAGGAGGAGGAGAGGGGGCGGAGGGAGUUUCGAUACCGGGGAAUCCGCCGCAGGCCGUGGGGCAAGUUCGCAGCGGAGAUCCGGGACCCUUCGCGCAACGGGGCACGCCUUUGGCUGGGGACUUACGAGACGGCGGAGGAGGCAGCGCGUGCGUACGACAGGGCUGCGUUCGCCCUGCGAGGGCAUUUGGCCAUCCUCAACUUCCCCAAUGAGUACCAGUACCACAGUUCAAGCUCUGUGCCUUCCUCUGCCACCAUUUCGUCGACAGCAUCGGCCUCUGCUUCCUCUUCUUUUGCUUCUUCUUCUUCAUCCGGAGGGCGAGAAGCGCAAGUGAUAGAGUUUGAGUACUUGGAUGAUAGGCUCUUGGAAGAGAUGCUUGGAGAAGAGGAAGAGCAGAGGAGGAGGAAAUAAAAGUAAUCUGGGAAAUCGAGUGUAGGGAUAUUGGAUUUUUUAGUUCAUUGAAUUGCAAGGACGACGGCGAAAUUUCCACCACUUUCAUUUCAUGAAGAAAUGAAGAAUCAAAAAUUUUCCCUGCCUGCUUGCUCGAAACAGAGCAGAGCAGAUAGCAGUCUGUAAUGGACACAGCUGAAAGGCAGGGGAAAGGGGAGGGUAGAUCAUUAAGGCAAGCAGGCAUUGUAGAUGGUAUUUGCUGCCGCAUUGUUGUGGUUAUUGAGUUCAUUGUUUCUUUCUUUUUUCCCGUCUAUUCCUUUUAUUUUCCUAGAUGUCGAUUGUUUCUUGUAUCAAGUAUGUUUCCUAAGAUUAUAUUGCAAAUAAAUGCUUCUCUUUUCUGUGGAAAA
This is a messenger RNA of Malania oleifera, 1101 nucleotides long. RefSeq names its product ethylene-responsive transcription factor ERF098-like. The transcript has a single exon. Gene Ontology annotation, molecular function: DNA-binding transcription factor activity; DNA binding. Bases 263 to 715 code for a protein of 150 amino acids. NCBI's taxonomy places the organism in Eukaryota, Viridiplantae, Streptophyta, Magnoliopsida, Santalales, Ximeniaceae. The record is from RefSeq and is a predicted model, not a curated record. Gene Ontology annotation, biological process: ethylene-activated signaling pathway; regulation of DNA-templated transcription.